This is a messenger RNA of Carassius carassius (crucian carp), 2751 nucleotides long. RefSeq names its product S-phase kinase-associated protein 2-like. The transcript has 9 exons. Lineage: Eukaryota; Metazoa; Chordata; Actinopteri; Cypriniformes; Cyprinidae. Gene Ontology annotation, cellular component: SCF ubiquitin ligase complex. The record is from RefSeq and is a predicted model, not a curated record. Gene Ontology annotation, molecular function: protein binding. Bases 775 to 2103 code for a protein of 442 amino acids. Gene Ontology annotation, biological process: SCF-dependent proteasomal ubiquitin-dependent protein catabolic process.
ACAUUUACCUAUUUUAUCUCACAUUUCUGACUUUGUCUCCUCGCAAAUGCAAAUUUAUAAUUCAAAGCUAAGACUUUAUAACUCGAUUUCACUCUAUUGCGAGAUUUUCAGUUCUGAAAAAAGGCCAGGAGUAUGAAUAUAUAAAAAUAUAUAUUAUAUCAUGGUUUCUAUAGACUGCUACUUUAAAAUGGUAAUUUUAUGCAACCAGAUAGGCCCCGCCAACAAGAAACACCAUGAGCUUUUGCAAACACAUAAAUUGGUCUAUUUAGUUAUCCACUUCUUAGCACAGAAGCAACAAAAAACAUGUUUGCGGUAUGAUUGUAUUUUAUCUUUUCUAAAAUACACAUUGAAAGUCUUUCCAAGUAAUGUCAAUGAUUAUUUUACUGCAAAAUAAAUGUUAAGGCCUGCAUGAUUGUAUGGUACAAAUAAUUUAUAAAAAAAUUAUAAUGCGUUUUGAAUUUUACGUCUGGGAUGAAAGUAUCUUUAAUUUUUGUAUCUUAAUGUCUUGUCAUGUCCAGGUUUUGGUGUGUAAAGAAUCGUAUGUUGUUUAGUCCUCCACAGUAGAGGGCAGUAAGUCGAUACUGCUCCGAUACUCUGUCAGAAAUGCAUCACUUCCGGCGACCUACAUGGGAACCAAUGGCAUCGCAGCAGGACAGGCGCUCGAGAGGCAGGUUUAAAUGCGCCGCCCGCGAGCCUGCGAGCAGGACUAGAGGAGCCUUGCUUCUUCUGGAAGUGUGCAGAAGUGAAGAGUUCUAUUAACAGUACAAAGUCAGGAUGUCAAAAGAUAGUAGACCGCUUCAAGAACUGAGUGAGAAUUUGGAGGGAUCCCUGUGCAGGCCUCAGAGGGGUAAAUGGAAAAGGCGGUCCUCGUGCAGUGGGGGUCUAGAUACUGAGAACACGCCGAACGAGCUCAUCCAGCAGUGGUCACCCCCGCACAAGAAGAUCCUGACUUCUGCAAAAGGGAAAGAAAAUGAGGAAAACGCAUUUGUUCUUGCCAGACGUCCCAGGAAAAGAAGAGAAUCGGCAGCAGGCUUGUGUUGGGACAGUCUGCCUGAUGAGCUAUUGCUGGGAAUCCUGUCACGUCUCUCACUGCAAGAUCUCCUCCGGACAUCACGGGUCUGCAAGCGCUGGCAUUGUUUAGCGUUUGAUGAAUCUCUGUGGCACAGCGUGGACUUGGUGGGUAAGGCUCAGUUAGAUGCUGAACUUGGGCAGGUUCUCUCAUCUGGAGCCUUGAGGCUGCGCUGUCCACACACCUGCAUUGGUCAACCCAGCUUUAAAAGUGCACGGAAACUUCGUGUCCAACAUCUGGAUUUAUCAAACUGCACAGUGGAGACAUCUGUUCUCGAAGACAUCCUGUCACGCUGCAGACAUCUACAGAAUCUCAGUCUCGAAGGACUGGUGCUCUCUGAUAGCAUAAUUCAUUCUCUGGCUGAAAAUACGGAAAUUGUCCGACUGAAUCUGUGUGGCUGUUCAGGCUUUUCCCCUGAAUCGCUGGCUGAGAUGCUAAAAUCUUGCACUCGAAUUGAAGAAAUGAAUGUGUCAUGGUGUGACUUCAGUAAUCUCCACGUUCAAGCCAUUGCUGCCAACAUUCCCUCCAGCGUCUCUCACCUGAACAUCAGUGGUUACAGACAAAACCUCACCAUGGAAGAUGUUAAAGCUGUAGUAAAACGAUGUCCGAACCUUACAAAUCUAGAUUUGAGGCAAGUUCAUAAUUUGGAAAGACGAUUGUGGAUCAAGUGCCUAAUAGCAAACGGCUUGAGGUUGACAUUCGAUUAUGUGCUUUAUCUUUACAGUGAUAGUGUGCUUGUGACAACAGACAGUUUCCCAGUCCUGCAGCAGCUUUCCUCCUUGAGACAUCUGGCAGUGAGCCGCUGUUAUCAGAUCCACCCAGCUUCACUCAUUGACUUUGAAAAGUUCCUAAAUUUGCAGACCCUGGAGGUCUUCGGGCUCAUACAGGACAGCUACCUGCCCAUUCUUUGUAAAGGUCUACCGCACAUACAGAUCAACACACAGCCUUUCUCCACCGUGGCACGUCCCACCUCGGCAUCAAGAAAGGAUCGCACGCUUUGGGGAAUGCACUGUCGACUUGUGUACAAACAUUGAUGGUUUUAAUGAUUACAGGGUUAACCAAAUAGCUUUUAUAAUAGUCCAUAUCUCUCUUAAUUGUGCCCUAUUAGAAUUAUUUGUGAUUUUUAAAAAAAAAUUAUUUUAACAUCACUGGCAAGUCCUUGUUUUAUAUUGUAACAGUUUCAAUUUAGUGAAGAUGACAAUUGUGUUGGAGUUCCUGACAAUCUUGAAUUGAGUGGCGUUCUUGUUACAUUGCAAAGAUGAAGAGUGACUUAAUGUUUGAUACCAGUAGCUGUAAUUUUGAAAAUGACAAGUUUAGAUGUUUAUUGCUUCAGGUGAAAUCUAGAAUAUAACGGUAGGUUCUGUUUGUCACUCAGGAUCUGUUUUCCUGCCAUGAUAAAGUACAUUUCCAGUUUCACUCUUGGAUUAUCAAAGGAUAAUCUAGUUUAGUAAUAAGACAAUGGUUUUAUGGUAAUCUUAAAAAGUUCCCAAAUAAUUUGAAAAUACAGAAGCAUUAGAACUGGUGCUUUCAGAGCAGAGAAAAUAUUGUGAAUCUCUUCCAUUUUUCGGAACAGUUUGAAAACUUGAAUUUUGUACCACUUUGGAUGUUGCUAGACGUAUUUUUAUGAAUUGUUUACAUUGUCUGAAUUGUAAAUAAAAUGUAUUGCUUUUUAUUUAAAGCCA